AUGGAAGAGGAAGAAAAUCGUUGCCUAUUUAUAAAAGUCACAGGAAAUGAUAUUCAACUUGCUAAAUGGCAAAUGCUUGCAAACGUUUUUGCUCAACGUCUCGAAACACCGAACACCUCAUUCACAAUUACACCAAUUGACAAUAGGUUUGCAGGAUCAGGAUUAAGUGCAAACAGUCUUCGGAUUGCGUUAGCGCAGCUUGAGCCCAACGUGCGUGAUGUUUUUCAAGUUUUUGGUCCAUCUUACAGUACAAUAGUGAACAGUCAGUACAUAAACGUGCUUCAAACUCCCAUGGCCCUAAGAGCCAGAUCACCCCUUAUUUUUCAGUGUGAAAAAUACAAAUGUAAUGCUCAGAAGAAACAAAUAGCCCACACCCAUCAUUAUAGAAACUCCGACUCCAUUUUGAUAGUACCCGGAGUUAAUAUGGAUUUAUCCGAGAGUCAUUGCGUACAAUCAUUGCAAAACCAGAUAACGCGUUUUACACAUGAACAUCCGGCUUUCCAACAGUCGAUUCCGGCACUGAUCAACGUCUUCGCACAAACCCUGGGCGGUUUACAUCCAGGAAUGGCGGUAGCUAUUGGAAAUCUUCCCCACAAUAACGCCAGACUAAUAAUGACGCCAAACCAAAUCCAAGCCGGACUACCUGUGCAACCAGAAUUACCUGUUGAACCGCAAGAGGCAAAUGACAAUCAACAAACAGGCUUGCCCAUGGAAGAGAAGCGUUGCCUAUAUAUAAAAAUCAUAGGAAAUGAUCAUCAACUUAUUAAUUGGCAAAUGUAUUCACACGCUUUGACUGUUGCGUUAUCUCAGCUUGAGCCCGACGUGCGUGCUGUUUUCCAGUCAGUGGGUCCAUCUUACAGUACAAUAGUGAACAGUCAAUACAUAAACUUGCUUCAAACUCCAAUGGCACUCAGAGCCAGAAGGCCAUUAUAUUAUCGAUGUGCACGAUACAACUGUGAGCGACAGAAGCAACAAAUAGCCCACACUCAUCAUCUGAGAACCCGUUAUUAUGACUCCAUUUUAAUAGUGCCCGGAGUCAAUAUGGAUAUAUCCGAGAGUCAUUGCACACAAUCAUUCCAAAACGGACUAAUCCGCUUUCAACUGGAGCACCCGGCAUUCCAACAAUCGAUCCCUGCACUGAUCAACGUUUUAGCACAAAACCUGGGCGGUUUGCAUCCACUGGGGAUAGCUCUUGGAAAUCUUCUGCCCAAUAACGCCGGUCUAAUAAUGAUGCCAAACCAAAUCCUAGCCGGACAACCGAUGCAACCAGAAAUACCUGUUGAACCAGAAGAGGCAAACCUUGGCCACGAAGAAGCGGAGCAGCCAGAUGAAGCAGAAAUAGUCAACAUGGAAGAAUGA
Messenger RNA from Caenorhabditis remanei, 1359 nucleotides. RefSeq lists its product as uncharacterized. The record is from RefSeq and is a predicted model, not a curated record. The transcript has 8 exons. NCBI's taxonomy places the organism in Eukaryota, Metazoa, Nematoda, Chromadorea, Rhabditida, Rhabditidae. Bases 1 to 1359 code for a protein of 452 amino acids.